GUUCAUGUGCGUGCGAGUGCGAUAGCAGUACGGCCGAGUGCAGCGCGACUUGCAGUAAAGCAGGAAAGUUAAAAGAAGUUGUCAAUUUACAAAGCAAGCUUCUGCUGCAGCAAAUUUACACAAAAAAAAAUUUAAAAAGCUUGUGUACUAAACAAAAAAUGGCACACAUGAAUGGUCAAGAACCAAAAACAAAUUAAAUGCGGCACAAGCAAAAUAUAAAAAAACAACAGCCCAACAACAACAACAAUAGCAAGGGAAAGAACAAGACGCUGCUGUGACGACGGCCACUCCUUUUGUGCCCGUUGUUGUCUCGUUCCAGAAAAGUAAUGUGUGCGUGCGUGUGUGUGUAAGUGUUUCGUGCGAGAGUGUUUCGUGUGUGGUGUUGUAAUUGAAAAGGAAAAAAAAUAGUUGUGAUUACUGUAUGAAAUUAAAUAGUAGUAGAAAAUUAAUUGCAUUAAGCAAGCAAGCGGAGAAGUGGGCAAUAAAAAGUGAAAAUUCUAAAAUGGCAAAGUGGAUUUCUUCUGCUAGCUGCGCCGUUGUCUGCAAAAGCUCAAGCAAACUUAACUAAAAGCGAUAAGCGAACGUACAUUAAGGCAUAGACACACACAUACAUAAAUAUAUAUAUAAAUAUAUAUCUACGUGUGCAUACGUGCGUGCGUAUGUUUUUAUGACUCACGGCUGGCCCUGUGAGUGAGUGCUAUCAACUCUGAGUGUGAGUGUGAGUGUGAGUGAGAGGCGAAGCGUUACCUACGUCAACAACAACAACAAAACAAAAGCAAGAAGAAGAAGCAGAAGAACAGCAAGCCGCGCUUGAAUAGAAAUUCCCGUUGUUGAGCGCAACAAAUCGCAUUUGAAGAAAUUUCCAACGUGUGUUUCACGCUGGAAACAAAGAAAUAGUAUUGAAUAUUGAGAGUGGAAAGCGCUAGAGCGAGUGCGAGAGAGAGAGAAAGGAACGUGACAAAGAUGAGUUUUACCAAGUGGUGGAAGAAGAAGGAGCAAAUCUCCGAGAUCAGUGGACCAACAAAUUUCCAAAGGCAUUUCCAUGUCUCACGCAACCAAGAGACGGGCGAUCUGGAAGGUCUGCCAACGCCAUGGGUCCGCCUGAUGAACACACAGAUUACUCGCGAUGAGCAGGACAAGAAUCCAGAUGCAGCAUAUCAUGCGGUCAAAUAUUACAAUUACUCGAUCAAGAAGAAGGAGCAAGAGGUGUUCAAGCCCUUCAUCACCGAGGAUGUCAUACACGAAGAGUCCAAGGAGAUCGACAAUUAUGUCAACUACAAGAACAAACACAAAUCGCAGGAUGUGGACAAAUCAUCGGAUGACGAUGGCAGCGGCAGUUCAACGGCCACCGAGACGAGCAGCAGCAGCGGUUGUGGCAGCUCGGCAGGACACAGCAACAGCAGCAGCCUCAACGAUAGUAGUCAACAGUCUGUUAUCCCGUUGGAUGCUCUCAACGAUGUGAUCAAAGAGCUGGAAUCCAAUUUGGGUCGGGAGACACUGAGACCGAUUAAGGCGGCGGGGGAUGGUGGUCUGGUGCCGCCACCUGUGCCGCCCAAGAAAUCGCCACAUCAAUUGCCGCCGAAGCCACAGAUCAAGCCAAAGCCAUCGAGCGUUAUGCCGAACAAAUUCUCACGUGAUCUCCGCUCCCUGGAUGAUGAUAAUCACAAAACGAUCAACACGGACACCAUCAUCAUUAAGGCGGCGCCGGGUGCCGGCAGUCCCGGCCACGAUGGUCACGAUGCCGAUGCGCCCGAUGAGGCGAUAUUGCGUCGCUCCAAGGAGAAGCGUGCUCAGAAAACCGAUGCCGAAAUCUACGAAGAGCUGCGCGCCAUUUGCAACCCAGACGAUCCGCGAGAACGUUACAAGACGACGCAGGAGGUGGGCAAAGGUGCAUCCGGCAUUGUUUUUAUCGCCAGCGAUAAUCAAUCGGAAUCGCAGGUCGCUGUGAAAACCAUCGAGAUGAAGAAUCAAUCGUCCAAGGAUCUCAUACUCACCGAAAUACGUGUGCUCAAGGAUUUCAAUCACAAGAAUCUGGUGAAUUUCCUGGACGCAUAUCUGCUCGAACCGGAGGACCAGCUCUGGGUGAUAAUGGAGUAUAUGGACGGUGGCCCACUGACCGAUGUCGUCACCGAAACAGUGAUGAAGGAACGCCAAAUUGCCUGCGUCUGCCGGGAGGUACUCUAUGCGAUUAGUUUCCUGCAUGCCAAGGGCAUCAUUCAUCGGGACAUCAAGUCGGACAAUGUUCUCCUCGGCAUGGAUGGAUGUGUCAAAGUGACCGACUUUGGUUUCUGUGCCAACAUCGAGGGCGAUGAGAAGCGCCAGACAAUGGUCGGCACACCGUAUUGGAUGGCACCCGAGGUCGUCACCCGCAAGAAGUACGGCAAAAAGGUGGACAUCUGGUCGAUUGGCAUCAUGGCCAUCGAAAUGAUCGACGGACAGCCGCCGUAUCUGUAUGAGACACCGCUGCGCGCCCUUUAUCUGAUCGCGGCGAAUGGACGGCCCGAUAUCAAGAGCUGGGACAAGUUGAGCCCCAGUCUGCAGGACUUCCUCGAUCGGUGUCUGCAGGUGGAGGUCGAUCGUAGGGCGACAGCUGAUGAGCUGCUCAAGCAUCCGUUCCUUGACGAUUGCAGCGAGGUCAAAGCUCUGGUGCCCAACAUCAAGGCUGCCAAGAAGGUCCUUCGACGCAAUGUAUAGUUAAUGUCCAAUCAACAUCAUCAUCACCAUCAUCAUCGGACGGCCAAAGUCCUCUAUGCGUGAUGUGAUGUGGGACGGAUCUAAAAAAACAAAAAACUUCCAAUCCAUCAUCCCAUUUCCAACUCCUUUUCCAAUAAAUUACCCCCCUUUAACCACCCACCCCACCCCUACCCACAUUUUGUGUGUAUAUUGGAUUGUAUAAAUUUGGAACUGGAACAAAAUGCUGAUUAGUUUUUCAUUAGAGUGUAUUCGGAACUACAACAACAAGCAACACACCGAUCAUAACAAAUCUUGCAACUGACAACUGUAAAUCUUCUAUCGAUCAGUCGUCUGUUCUGGCUAUAUGGCUAUAUAUAUAUAUAUAUAUAUAUAUCGCUUCGCCGGCCGAUAACAUUGUUAAUUGCACAAGGCCAACGUGACAACAACAACAAGGAGCAGAGCAUAAUGUAGAAAUUGUAGGAUAACCAGAGUGACGUCACAACAGCAGAGCCCAAUAACAGCGACGACAAGUAACAGAAACCAGAAGCAGAGAACCAAAGCAGAAGCCGAUUUGAGAAAGUUGCUUUUAUGAUAACGUUUGUUUUGGUGUUGAUUAGACGGGCGAUGAUUUGCUCGACUUGUUUGCCAACCAUUUUUAUUUAGCCUGAGACAUACGAUAUACAUACAUGCAUACAAUUACAUCCAUUAAUAAUAUAUAUAUAUAUACAUAUAUAUAUAUAGUAUAAGUAUAUAUGACUGGCUGAUUGUGCCCUGAGUGUAUAUCCAAGUGGUAUAUGCAAUACGAUUACGAUUACGAUUAUAAUUACACUUACGAUAUCUAUCGAUAAACAUACAAUAGUUUAAUUAUGUUUCAACGAACGUGUGUUGUGUUGUGCACACACACACACGCACACACAAAAUACAUGCAUAUAUAUGGUAUAAUUAUUGUAUUUGUUAAGAGACGAGACUAGAUGAUGAUAAAUGUUUACAUAGUAUAUAAAUAUACAUAAAUGUGAUUUAA
Messenger RNA from Drosophila grimshawi, 3694 nucleotides. It is a transcript of the gene Pak3, whose product is annotated as serine/threonine-protein kinase PAK 2. Gene Ontology annotation, molecular function: protein serine/threonine kinase activity; ATP binding. The coding region runs from base 964 to 2694 and encodes 576 amino acids. NCBI's taxonomy places the organism in Eukaryota, Metazoa, Arthropoda, Insecta, Diptera, Drosophilidae. Gene Ontology annotation, biological process: regulation of axonogenesis; regulation of MAPK cascade; intracellular signal transduction. The record is from RefSeq and is a predicted model, not a curated record. The transcript has 2 exons. Gene Ontology annotation, cellular component: cytoplasm.